Messenger RNA from Pseudonaja textilis, 324 nucleotides. Lineage: Eukaryota; Metazoa; Chordata; Lepidosauria; Squamata; Elapidae. The record is from RefSeq and is a predicted model, not a curated record.
AAAUGUGUCGGGAAAUCAUGCCUCUUGCUACAGUUCACAGAUAAAUGGUUUAUGGCUGUUCAUGAUUUGACAAUCGGUGUGGAGUUUGGGGCACGGAUGAUUACCAUUGAAAACAAAAAGAUCAAACUGCAGAUUUGGGAUAUGGCUGGCCAGGAAUCCUUCAGUUCGAUCACCCACUUGUAUUACUGAGGAACAGCUGGGGCGCUCUUGGUCUAUGACAUCACCAGGCGGGAAACUUUCAACCAUUUGUAUGCCUCGUUAGAAGACGCUCGACAGCAUUCCAGUCCUCACAUGGUGAUCAUGCUCAUUGGCGAUAAAAGGUAA